Molecule: messenger RNA, 3018 nt
Organism: Manduca sexta (tobacco hornworm)
Lineage: Eukaryota; Metazoa; Arthropoda; Insecta; Lepidoptera; Sphingidae
Product: electroneutral sodium bicarbonate exchanger 1-like
Biological process (GO): bicarbonate transport; transmembrane transport; monoatomic anion transport
Cellular component (GO): plasma membrane
Molecular function (GO): solute:inorganic anion antiporter activity; sodium:bicarbonate symporter activity; monoatomic anion transmembrane transporter activity
Source: RefSeq, a predicted model, not a curated record
GUGUCAAUGAUGAUGGUAUGGUAAAGAGUCCAAGCAGCAUAUCCAUGAAUCGCAACCACAGCUCAGGAGACCUUCCUAUGAACGGAGACAUCAACCAUAAAUGCAAUACAAACUUUAUGAGGAAAAUACCUCCGGGUGCAGAAGCUUCUAAUAUUCUAGUUGGUGAAGUAGAUUUUCUAGAGAAGACAUUAUCAGCGUUUGUUAGACUCAAAACAGGAACAAUAAUGGGAGAUUUAACUGAAGUGCCAGUCCCAACAAGAUUUAUGUUCGUGUUACUCGGCCCACCGAACAGUAAUUCCAGUUUCCACGAAAUCGGUCGUGCCAUGGCUACUUUAAUGUCUGAUGAAAUAUUCCAUGAAGUCGCAUAUCGGGCUAAAAGAGAUCACUUAUUAGCUGGUAUAGACGAGUUCCUUGAUGCAGUAACAGUUUUGCCACCAGGUGAGUGGGAUCCAGCUAUUCGUAUAGAACCACCAGCAGCCAUACCAUCACAAGAUCCACGAAAACGCCCCAACGAUAACAACCCGAAAGAGGAAUUAGAUGAGGAAGAAGAAGAACAGAGACAAAGGGAAGAAUCAGGGUUAGCGCGAAGUGAGGCUUUUGGUGGCUUAAUUAAUGAUCUAAAACGAAAAAUGCCUUGGUAUUGGUCAGAUUUUAAAGAUGCGUUGGCCCUUCAAUGCAUUGCUUCCUGGAUAUUUUUGUAUUUUGCUUGUCUAUCACCCAUAAUUACAUUUGGGGGAUUGCUUGGUGAAGCAACUGGCAAGAACAUGGCUGCUAUGGAAUCACUAGUAUCAGGAUUUGUAUGUGGGAUGGGAUACGGUUUCUUUUCAGGUCAACCAUUAACAAUUUUGGGGUCAACGGGUCCCGUUUUAGUAUUCGAAACAAUAGUUUUUGAGUUUUGCAGACAAAUUGGAUGGGAUUACAUGUCGUUUAGAUUUUGUAUCGGUACGUGGAUCACAAUAAUUCUGGUCAUUCUGGUGGCUAUCGACGCAAGCGCUUUAGUGUGCUACAUCACAAGGUUCACAGAAGAAAAUUUCGCUACAUUGAUUGCAUUCAUUUUUAUUUACAAGGCAGUGGAAAAUGUUAUUUCCAUCGGUAAAAAAUAUCCUCUGAAAACUCGACCUGACGAAGUUCUGAACUAUGAGUGCUACUGUUUGCCAAGCAAUUAUUCUAAAGUGCCGGAGCAGUUUAAUUGGUCCUCUGUUGACAAGGAGUCUUGUCAGUUGUAUAACGGAACAUUAGCUGGUGGAGGAUGCGACACAAAGGUCUACGUACCAGAUGUUUUCCUGAUGUCGAUAAUACUUUUCUUGGGAACUUUCACGAUAUCUAUAAUUUUGAAAGACUAAAAUUCUCUGUUCUUUCCAUCAAAGGUCAGACAAAUCAUAAGCGAUUUUUCGGUAAUCAUUGCUAUACUAUCAAUGUCUUUUCUCGAUUACAAAGUUGGAGUCAAAACCCCCAAACUUGAAGUACCUUCUGAAUUUAAACCAACGCUACCCUCAAGAAAUUGGGUCAUUACUCCAUUCAAUGGCAACCCCUUAUGGUCUGCAUUGGUUGCUCUCUUACCAGCUCUACUCGGCACCAUACUGAUUUUCAUGGAUCAACAAAUUACUGCAGUGAUAGUGAAUCGCAAAGAGAACAAACUGAAGAAGGGAUGUGGGUACCAUCUGGAUUUGUUUGUACUGGCAAUACUGAUACAAAUUUGCUCAGUUAUGGGCUUACCAUGGUUCGUGGCAGCAACUGUUUUGAGCAUUAAUCACGUGAAUUCAUUAAAAGUGGAAUCAGAAUGUGCAGCACCAGGAGAAAAGCCACAAUUUCUGGGAGUCAGGGAACAAAGAGUCACACAUAUUUUGAUAUUUUUAACCAUCGGAUGUUCCGUGGUACUCACCCCAGUAUUAAGCCAUAUACCAAUGCCCGUGCUGUUUGGAGUAUUUCUUUAUAUGGGCGUUGCAUCGCUGAAGGGCCUUCAAUUCUUUGAUAGAAUUCUUAUUAUGUUCAUGCCCCAAAAGUAUCAACCCGAUCAUAUGUUCUUGAGACAGGUGCCAAUACGUCGUGUACACCUAUUCACUGCAAUCCAACUGACGUGUCUCGUCUGCUUGUGGGUGAUAAAAUCUUUUUCAAUGACUUCCAUACUCUUCCCUUUGAUGUUAGUUGUAAUGAUUGGGAUAAGGAAAGCGUUGGAUUUCUUCUUCACGAGGAGGGAGAUGAAAAUUCUCGAUGACGUCAUGCCGGAGAUGACAAAACGGAACCAAGACGAAUUGCGGGAGCUAGGAGACGCUGAGGAAGCGAACAAGAGCAACCCGCCACAAUACGAAGAGAAUCUACAAAUACCACUCAUCAACGGAAACAUUAUGAACAUACCGCUUGCAUCAAUAAACAUAUCGGAGGAAGUGAACAAAACGGGCAUAUGGAAGCAAGUGAACAACAGCAACAAGAUGAAAAAGAGUGGGAAAGACUACAAACCAAAGUCAGGGAAGAAGAAUAUUAAACACAAAAAACUCAUGUCCAAAACCGCACAAUCAGAAAUAGAGAGGAGAUUAUCAACUAUGGACGAGGUCGAAGAAGAUGACCCUUCUGUAAAGAGCGAUGUCGUAAGGCGCAAGGAGUCUUGGAGUGGUGGAAAUAAAAAGAAUGAAUCUAGAAAUAAUAGUUCUGCUGAAACUUCGGUUUAAUGCUUAAAAUUUAUUUUUAUAUCACUUAUGUUCUGUGUUAAAUGGAAUGUACGUUUCAAGAACCGUUAGGUUUAAAUUAGUGUUAACAAUUUGUAUUCCAAAUGUAUCGUUGUUUUAUUUAAUAACAUUUUAUAUAAUACUGAUCAAUUAGCGUGCUUACAUCCAAAUGAGAAAAUGAUGCGUGAUAUUUAAUGUAAUCUGUUAAAUGUAUAAUGAUUAGAUUUUAAUGUAUUUUAUAAAUCUUACAUGUCUUAGUUGAUUAUUCUUAAAUGUUCUUAUAAAGUAAUGAAAAAUGUUAAGUGCACACAGAUAAAUUCGUCACUUGGCGAGAAUAAGUUAUCGAUUCAUAGCA